Molecule: messenger RNA, 1429 nt
Organism: Pocillopora verrucosa
Lineage: Eukaryota; Metazoa; Cnidaria; Anthozoa; Scleractinia; Pocilloporidae
Product: prenylated Rab acceptor protein 1-like
Cellular component (GO): Golgi apparatus
Source: RefSeq, a predicted model, not a curated record
AGUCGAAAAUUGCCAAACAAACUAUGGCUACAGAGGAAAUUACUGGGAAUAUUGAAAUGGCGGCCGCUAUAACCCCAUCUUCUCACGUCCAACAAGCUAAAGAAUGGCUUUGGCAGCGAAAAGCUCAGAUGAAACCAUGGACAGAUUUUUUUAAGAGUUCGCGCUUUAGCAGGCCAAAGACAGUCGCCGAAGCUGGAAGAAGAGUCGUGAAGAACUUGGAGGACUACCAGAGCAACUACAUCGUUAUAACGCUUCUUUUGAUUUUUUACUGUGUCCUGUCAUCACCAUUGCUGCUCAUAGCAUUAUCAGUCGCUGGAGGUGGCUGUUUCUACAUAUCUUACAAAAACCAAGGACAGAAGAUAAGAGUGUUGGGUCGUGACCUAACUAGAGCAGAACAGUAUGGACUUGUGUUGUUGAUCAGUCUUCCCCUCUUCAUUCUGGCUUCAGCAGGAUCAACAGUGUUUUGGAUUAUAGGUGCAUCAAUCUUUACUGUUGGACUUCAUGCAUCUAUGUUGAGCACUUCAGACACACCUGAAAUAACAGAGCAGAUUACAAUGGAAGAAGUUUAAGUAAAGGAAAUGGAAGAAUGAUGAUAAAAAGUGCAACAAGAAAAUAAAAACAUAAUAAUUUAAAUUAUUGUGCUCCACACAAUCAUCAGUGUUAACAAAUUGAAAUAGUGGUUUGGAGUUCUUGGGGUAGAAAUGCAUCUGGUAAAAAUGGUCAUUGGAUCAACUCUACCAUUUGUAAGAGCUCAUUAGUCAUUCUCCUUACUGUCCACUAGACAAUUCUUACGAUGUUAGUUAGGAAAAUUUGGUAUUGGAGGAACUCAUAGGUAAUCUUGUAGUUGAUAUUUUCUUUUCUCUCAUCACCUGUCUGCCUGAGAUUGUACUGACAUUGUAAGGAGAAAAUCUGUCUUGAUCACUCAUAGGAGUUGAAGGGUUGACUAAUCACAUUUCCUGUAGUGAACUUCUUAACUAUGGGCAAUUUUUUCUCUUAUAAAUCAAUUGUAACUAUUGUUGAGUGUUAGCUAACAAGACCAAAAACCAGUGGUGGAGAUGUCAUAGUAAGAGCUUAUUUUAUUUUAGUGCUUUAAGUCCCUAGCUAUUUAAUAUCUUCUACUGAAUUUUGAGCACACUUAUCCUUUGUUUAAUUUUGUUUUUGAUAAGUGGGAUGUACUAAAUAUGAUGUCUAAUUAUUACACGUAGUAAUUAGUUAAAAACAAAAGUAAUAAAAGUUGAAUCUGCUCGAGAGUUACAUUCAACCUUGCUAUACCAUUAUAUUUAUGUAAUGUGGUUCUUUUUUUUUUGGUUGUAAAAUUUUUCAAACCAGGUUGUUGUUGACGUUUUAAGAGUAUCAUGGUGAAUGUAAGGAGAUGUGGUGGGCUAGUGGUUAUGGUGCUUGUCUUGCAAUUACAAGAUCUUUGUUUGAA